UUUCAGUGGCGGGCCCGCCAGACUCUGAAGAUCCGUUUGUUGAAGGAAAUAGAGAUGACCCGGUAUUUAUGGACACAAACGAAGGCGCUAGUAGCUCACAGGACUCAGACAAUUCGAGACAAGGAGCCUUGACAAUUGUCCGCCGCAGCAGUCAAAAAAAAAGCACAUACUCCGAAGAAUAUAAUAUGGCCUUGUCGAAAGAAAACGAAUCAAUGUUGGACGAUAUAGAUCUUAGCCUCGAAGGAAUGCCGUCGUUUGAUUCGUCAGAAGCUGUUGAUAAGGCAGCACUCAGAUUGCGUUGUCUGUUGCGCCACUUGAGAAAAGGAGAGAUAUCGGCCGAAGUCUUACACAAAAAUCUAUUUUUUGCUGCUAAAGUACUAGAAUCUGCAUUUUUGGACGAAGAGCAAAAUAGUUGCGAUAUGAAAAAUAGUCAAGAGGAACUGGAGGAAAUUUCGAAGUUACCAGAACCGUCAACUUCAUCGGCGGCCGUGACUACUUCGCCAGUUAUCCGACAAAAACGUCUCCGCGCACCCAUAUGGGCAAGAUGUAUUCCGUACGUGCAUGUUAAACAGCGUUUUCUAAAAUAUGCCAAAAAGCUUUUAUUCGUCAUCAUCACUUUGAUGUCCGCAUGUGAUUUGUUUUUUAGCCUCAAAUGGCGAUUGGCAGCGGAAGAGGACGACGAACUUUCGGAAGUUCAACCGGACGCGGUGCCGCAAGAAGUCAGAGACUGGCUUGCAUCCACAUUCACUAGACAGAUGGCUUGCACAAGGCGCAAGGGUGAGGAAAAACCCAAAUUCAAGUCGGUCGCACACGCCAUCCGCGCUGGAAUAUUCGUUGACCGCAUGUACCGCCGUGUGAUCAACGCUCCGAUGAUGACGUUCCCGCCAGACGUCAUCGAAGUGCUAAAGGACAUAAAUGAUUGGUCUUUUGACGUAUAUGAACUGAACAAUUAUGGAAAUGGGCAACCGCUUAAAUACUUAGGAUAUGACUUGCUCAAUCGCUAUGGAAUAUUCCAAAAAUUCAAAGUGCCAUCUGUAGUCAUGGAGAACUUUUUGUGCAGAAUUGAAGAAGGCUAUUCAAGACACAAAAAUCCAUACCAUAAUAACUUACACGGCGCUGAUGUUGCACAAACUGUGCAUUAUAUGCUUUGUCAAACCGGACUUAUGAAUUGGUUGAGCGAUUUGGAAAUAUUCGCCAUGUUAAUUGCAGCCAUUACACAUGACUUUGAACACACUGGAACAACAAACAAUUUCCAUGUAAUGUCUGGCACAGAGAUUGCACUAUUGUAUAAUGACCGCGCUGUGUUGGAAAAUUACCAUAUCAGUUCCACUUUCAGAAUAUUAAAAGAUGAAGACUGUAAUAUAUUACAAAAUCUCACAAAAGAAGAAUUCCGUGAGUUCCGUACAUUAGUCAUAGAUAUGGUGUUGGCAACAGAUAUGAGUUUCCAUUUUCAACAAUUAAAAACUAUGAAGCAACUUUUAGCAUCGCCGGAACCUUUAAUUGACAAAUCUAAAGCAAUGUCAAUGGUGCUACAUUGCGCUGAUAUAUCGCAUCCCGCCAAAGAAUGGGAAUUGCACUAUAGAUGGACAAGCCAAUUGUUGGAGGAGUUCUUUUUGCAGGGAGACAUGGAGAAAAAAUUAGGACUCCCAUUCAGUCCUUUAUGUGACAGGAACAAUACGCUAAUUGCUGAGUCCCAAAUCGGGUUCAUUGAGUUCAUAGUUGAACCUAGCAUGACCGUCUGCAGUGACAUGUUGGAAUUGAUUUUGGGUCCAAUUAAUUUGGUUAAUGCAUCCAAGGCUGUUGAUACAAAUUUGGUUGUUGAUGACAAUGAAGAAAAAACAGACAACUCCAACCAAUCGGACGUAGCUAUCGCAUGUACAGCAAUGAGUUGCAGCAUCGAAGAUAGCAAAGAUACAAAAGAAAAUAAAGAUGUGAAAGGCAGUAAAGAUGUAAAGGAAUCUAAAGAAACCAAACACACUGAAAACUCCAAUGACACACAUAACACGCCUUCUGCAAUCAAGGGCACAACACAAGACGAAACUGAAAAAGAUUCAAAACAAGAUAAAAACACUGAAGACCCCAAAUCAAGCAACAAGUUGUACAAAAUAAAAAAGCCAUGGAACGAUUGUUUGGCUGUCAACAAAAUGAAGUGGAAGGUACAAGCAGCCAGAGAAGCGAAACUUAGAGAAUCUAAGACGAAAUAUACCAUGCGUGACAUUAGAAUGCCACUUCCAGGUGAACUUGUACAAGACGAAGAUAAAUCGUCUUCAACAGAUGUGGGACAAAAUGAAUAAACGACCCUAAUGAAGUUUUGAUUUUUAGCCAUAUGAAUCUUAACGUGUAAUUAGACUCUCUUUCAAUAAUUCGAACAUAUUAGCAUUAGGUAUAUGUUGUAAAUAUUUAUUAUAGGUAGGUUACUCUUCUUAAAUUUAAGGCAGUUCAAAAUUGUUAAAAUUAAAAUAUAAGCUCACUUUUAAAUAGGUAGAUAUUUAGAUACAUUAGAGACAGUUAAUAUGUACAUAUUUGUGUAUGUGUUUGUAGGUGGGGGUGUGUUUGGGGGAGCGAGUUUUUUUGGGUACAUGCAUAUAUUUAUCUAUAUGCGUGUAUGUAUUCUUAUAUAAUAUAGAUAUAUGAUGUGUAUAUACUGCAUUAAUUAGGUUAAUAGUGAGUCUGUACUAUGUGAGUGUGUAUAUAAUACAUUUGGUUUAUGAAUGUUUGUAUGUAUUAUACUUAUGCAAUUUUGAGAGAAGGAUUUUUUUCAAUUAUUACUACCACUGUUAGUUUCUUCACUUUUAAUUUUUCAAUCAAAAUAUUCGCCUUUUUUAAAUCUAUUUAGGUAGGUACAUUUUUAGAAAUCAUAUUCCACAAAGGAAUGAACAAAUAUUUCAUUAUUUAAAAUAUUUAUUAGCUAUGAUGAUCAUAUUAUUUCUAUCAACAACUUAGUAUGGCACUAAAUCCAAAUUAUUUUUUAUCAUUAAUUUAAAUGUUAAGCCUCGUAUAACUUUAUUUGGUAUAUGUGAUGUAUGUAUGAUAAAUUGUACAGAAUUUAUAUCGACUAUUUAAGAAACUGUAAAAAUAUUAGUUAAAUGUAAGUUGUUAAUAAUAGUUAGUAUACUUAAAUCGCUGCAUUUUAUUUCUUGUAGAUAAUUUAAUACAAUAAUAUUACAUGUUUAACGUUCAAAAUAAUUAUGUCAUACGUAGAACAACAUUAUUGUUUGAAAUAAGCUGAGAUAUAUCAAAAUAUUAUUCUGCUUUGCUCAAUUAAAUAUUGGAAAACCAUUAAAAUUGUGUUUGCACAACAAAGUAUAAAAUUAGGGGGUUAGUGCAUUCCAAUUUUCAUUAUAAUGGUUAAAUUAUUAUUUUUCUCUGCCAUAAAGUUCAUUAUAGACAUUUUCGUUUCUGGUUCAUCAUCGUGCGCGAUGCACAUUGUUGGACAGUAAACUACUUCGCCAAGAUUUAAAAAUUCUGACAAAUUGCGUUAUUCUAACUAAAUCAGCUAUUCACAAAUAUACUACAAAAUUAUAAAAUUUGAUAUAAACGAAAUACAAAUUGUUCGCCAAAAAAAAAAAAUUGAAAAUUUGAAAAACUCGAAAAAACAUGUACAUAAUGAACUGUUUCUCGUUGUACAAUGUACAUAUUUUAUUAUAAAAAUAAUUAUUGCAAAUUUGAUUGUUCGAUAUAAGCUGAUUUAAGUUUAACAUUUCUAUUGUCUGUGGUACAUAUUAUAAAAUUACCUGUAGGUAAUAUCAUAUGAUAUUUGCAGGUUAUAAUUUAUGAAUUUCUAGGUACUUACUUUAGUAUUGGACACGAAGCCGUGGCGGGCAAAGAGAGCAUUUAUAAUAACAAAUAAAUUUUAAAAACAUCUGUAGGUACCUAACAAAGAUUUGAACAGGACUUUGCUUCUCAAAAUAGAGCAAUUGUUCCGCCACUGCCUUAGCUAAGUAGAUAUGUAAUCCUUAGGGCAUUUCAAGUAUACAUUAUAACAUCAAAAUAUCACGAGUUUCGUCGAGUUAGUUACUAUGAUGUACGUACUCAGAUGGAAAACAAUUAUAUCAUCGAACAUCGAGUUGAUUUAAUUGAAACGUUGUAGAUUAGUAUAUUAUUAUAUUAUUUUACAUUAUAACAUUAUUACGCAUUAUACAAUGUAAAAUAAUAGGUAUAUGGUUAUAUGGUAUAUUAAGUUUCCUUAAUAUAUAACCUUAUACGAUUUUGAUUUUCAUAGGGAUAGGGGAAGUUACGAACCAAUAAGUCGCAGAUCGGAGAGCGGCUUAAAAUUAUUUAAAAAUAUUUUAAAUUAUCACCAAGUAUACUCAAAUAUAGGUAAAAUAAUAUGAUCAUUUUUACUGAACAUAUUAAUUAUUGUUUGAGUUAAGUGGUUUCUUUUUUUUGUGGAAUGGAGGGGGUUUUAACUGAUUGCGCCUGAGAUUCCUGGUUUGAUUUAAUUUUCACAUAUAACAUUUUUUUUUUUAAAUAUUUUAAUUUAAGUUUAAACAAAAUUUAAAAAUUUAAAAAAAUAUAGUUAUAGUCGUUUUAUUCAGUAGAAAUAGUAAUAAUCUAUUAAGUGUUUUUUUUGACGAUUCAUUAUUCUAUUAGUAUUUAGUCCCUAAAAUCUAAAUGAUUAUAGAGUUAUUCCUUUGCUUCUAAUGACCAGAAAAAACUUUAUGUUUUCGUUGGUAUCUUAUAAAAUACCUAACGUCAGUUAAAGGAAAAAAAAUACCUACUAAAAAUAAUUCAUUAGAAUUUUAAUUGAUUAAUUAUAAAAUACAUAGGUUUAAAUAAUGUGUUAUUAAUUUAAAAAUAUUAAAACUGUGUGGAUUUAUUUAUACUACUACACAUAUUAAACAUAGGUGUAAGCACCUUUAAUCGUUGAUGUUGAUACAAUGGCGCACAAAUUAUACUUUUAGGUGUCCAAAAUUCUGACAUUUAUUUUUUAAAUGGCUGACCGAAUGAUUGGCGGUGAAUUGUGUGGUUUACGUACAAAUGAGCUAUGGGUAAUAACAAGAAAAUAUGAAUGAAUAAGUAAAUGUAUAGGACUUAAAAUGUUCGGUGAGCUGGUUGAGCUUUAAUUUGAAGCACGUUUUAAAAGGACAAUGUGCGUCAUGAAUGUUGAAUAAUUAUAUCAUAAACUUUAUAUUGAUGUUUUUCCAAUUAUCUUGAUGUUCUCUCAAAUAUAAUAUAGGAACUUUUUGUUUAAUAUAAUACUAAUUGUUUAAUGUAAUAUGUUAAAAAUAUAUAAUAAACGUUUUAAUUUCAUAAGGAGACGGGAAGUAUUGAGUAGUAACACAUAAAAAAUACAUUUCUUUUUAUGUUAUUAUGUAAUGAUAUUAAUUAUGUAACACGCGUUUAAAACAAUGAUCUUAGAUCCGACCAAAAAAUAACUAUUCACCCGUCCAUUAAUAUUGAUUAUUGUACAAGUAAACACCAGUUAUAUUGUAAUUAAUUAUUAAUGAUCAAAAUAUUAUAUAAUAUCUAUAUAAUAACUUUUAAUAAUAUAGUAAAAAUACAGUGCCAAAUUUGAAUAAAUUAAGUGGUAACAUUCACUGUUCAGUUUUACGCAUUAAUAUUUAACACAUAAUACAUUAUAGAUAAUAAAUGGUUCAGAAAUCAAUUACGUACCGUUGUAAGACUCUCUUACACUACAGGUGGUGUUUCAAUAAUAGUUAAUAUUGCUAUUUUCAAUAUACUAACUAGUGAUUUUUUUCCCGAUCAAUUACAUUUUCCUGUUGACCACCACUUAACUAAGAUCUAAUGGUGUGUACAGAAAUACUGUAUUUUUAAAUAAUAACACCUCUCGAUUAUUAUACAUAAAAAAA
This is a messenger RNA of Myzus persicae (green peach aphid), 5813 nucleotides long. RefSeq names its product calcium/calmodulin-dependent 3',5'-cyclic nucleotide phosphodiesterase 1A-like. Lineage: Eukaryota; Metazoa; Arthropoda; Insecta; Hemiptera; Aphididae. The coding region runs from base 69 to 2294 and encodes 741 amino acids. The record is from RefSeq and is a predicted model, not a curated record. Gene Ontology annotation, biological process: signal transduction. Gene Ontology annotation, molecular function: 3',5'-cyclic-AMP phosphodiesterase activity. The transcript has 14 exons.